AUGGCAGCAAUUGAAGCCUUGAACUGGUUGGCCAAUUCCAAGCAGUACUACAAGCUGGUGAAAAGAGCCUGGAAACUACCAUCAUCGUUACAAAGGAAGCGUCAUCUUACCCACUCUUGUCGGAAAAUUCAUUACGAAAGCUCGGGCUUGUCCAGUACAACGAGAAAUUCCUUGUCGAACAAAUUGAUGAAAAAAGAGACCUUGCAGAAGUAUCCCAACGUAAGAGAAAUCUUGGAGGAACGCAGCAAAGUAUUCAGUCCAAAUAUCGGGAAAGCUGUAGGCAGACAAGUGACCAUAAUGACAGAUGAGACGGUGACUCCAGUUGUCCAAAAGCCAAGACGUGUACCAUACAAUCUUGCAGCCAAAACAGAAGAAAAGAUCGCAUACUUGUUAAAUCAGGACAUCAUAGAGAAAGUACCAGAUGACGAAACACGUACCUGGAUCAGCCCAACAUUUAUCGUGCCGAAACCAAGUUCGGAUCAGAUUCGCCUAUGUGUAGAUAUGAGGAUGGCAAACAAGGCUAUUCUCCACCCAUACACUCAACUACCUACGAUGGAAGACGUGACCAACAAGUUUCAGGGUGCGAAGAAGUUCUCUAAAUUGGACUUGCGCGAGGCGUAUCACCAGUUCGAACUUACCACCGAAUCACACAAAAUAAGACCUUCUAUGGACCAGACGGAUUGUAUCGUUAUAAAAGACUGA
This is a messenger RNA of Paramuricea clavata, 702 nucleotides long. Lineage: Eukaryota; Metazoa; Cnidaria; Anthozoa; Malacalcyonacea; Plexauridae. The record is from the annotation of a GenBank genome assembly.